AUGCUGUCCAAUAACCCCCCAACCAACCAACUUCAUGCCCGUCACAGAGCGCACCGACGCCAGAAUUCGACACCGACGGCAUUCGAAGCAGUGAAGAUCCAGCCCUUGCCCCAAAAUGUCCAGCGUCAACGAGCUCUCGGCCACCGCCGAGGCCUCAGCCUGGACACAAGACGGCAGGACUUUGCUACGCAUGUACUGCGAGAAGCGCAGCAGCAACGCAUCCAAGCACGCCCGGGCCCCCGCCAGCAAGCACACCUUCGACAACACUCACAACAACAGAUUCACCAACAGCAGCAAAUGUUCAUGGCCGCCGGCGACCAUGAAAACUACCUCAUGUCCCCCCAUGGGACGCCCCACGCCCAGCGCUUCGACUCCUCGUGCUUUGAUUCGUCCCCCAUACAGUACAACCAGUAUGGCAACCAGAUGAACGGCAUGAUGGCCAAGAACCAGCACGCCUACGCCGGCAACAUGGCCGGUAACAAGGACUUUGAACUCUUUGCGUCUGACAGCGCCCUCUCGACCCCUUCGUUCAUGAACUUUGGCGACGCUCCCGGAACCCCACAGGGCUGGAUCUCUGAGGGCGAAACCUCUAGCACGAGGCGCUCCUCGAGGAGGAUCAGCAACGGCAUCAUGGACAGAGUCAGCAAGUUCGAGACGAUGGGCAUGGAGAUGCAAAGACCAACCACGCCACCUCAUCAGGAUGCAACAAACUACUUCCCCCCUACCCCCAUGGAGACCCCCCACGACAGGGCUGUCAAGCACGAGCCCAUGUCUGCGAGGCCGACUCGGUUCGCUGAGGGUUAUGAUGAGUCGAUGGAGGAGACGCUGAAGCCCGUGAGGCGGACGAACCAGCGCGCCCAGAACAUCUUUGAGGAGUUGCGGAGACAGUCCGAGGAGAACGUCAUGCCCGGAUCUCAGCAGCCUUCCCAGAUGGCCGACGGUCUCUACGACCACGUGGUGCCCACGCCGGAUUUUAUGAACAUGAACAACUUCAACAACGAGUUCAUGAAGAUCCAGGGUGGCUACGACGGCCUCUCGGACGAUGUGCAGGUCCACUCCGACAUGUCCCAGCAAUCGACUCCCCAUACGCCUCUCAUGAACUAUCACAGCGCAUUCGACAACAGGCCCGAUCUCCACCACCCCAAUAUGACCGUCGGCUCUGUCUCUCCUAGCAGAUCCUUCGACGACAGAUCUUUCGAUGAAUCCCGCCGCUCUUCGCCCCAUCGUCGCACCGAGUCUCUUGCCAGCAUUGCCAGCGCCGCCAGCAUCGCGAGCAUCAACAUUGAAGAGACCAAGACUGAGACCGGUGUCACGCUCGAUGAGAUUGCCAUGUACAUUACAGGACCCGACCCCAACGACGGCAAGUGGACUUGCGUAUACGAGGACUGCGGCAAGAAGUUUGGCCGCAAGGAGAACAUCAAGUCCCACGUCCAGACGCACCUCAACGACCGACAGUACCAGUGCCCUACUUGCAAGAAGUGCUUCGUUCGCCAGCACGAUCUGAAGCGCCACGCCAAGAUUCACACCGGCAUCAAGCCCUACCCUUGCGAAUGCGGUAACAGCUUUGCCCGCCAUGACGCCCUUACCCGUCAUCGCCAGCGCGGCAUGUGCAUUGGAGCCUUUGAUGGCAUCGUCAAGAAGGUUGUCAAGCGCGGUCGCCCCCGCAAGCACCGUCCCGAGAUGGACGAGCGCGUCAACAAGUCGACUCGCACCAGGACCAAGAACAAGUCUACCACUUCCACUUCGUCGCAAUCCGGCUACUCGGACAGCUCCGCGGCCAACUCGCCCGAGAACGACUUCAACAUGAUGUCGGACGACCAAUUCGAAAUGGGCGGCAUCAGCAUCGAGCGACGAGGAAUUGACAUGCCCCUUCAAAUUACUACGGUCUCAUCCGCACCCAUGCCUUCGUCGCCUCCCCGUAUUCACAGGGAAUUGCGCGAAUUGCAUGUGGAACCAUCACCGGCCGCGAGCCACAAUUCCGGAUACGUGUCGCCCGAGGCCCUCAUGGAGGCACCCAUCUCGUUGCCCCAGCAACCCGAAUCGCCAGCCAAGAGCGAGUACAACACCCCGCCGGAACUUUCCCAGUCAUCGUCCCCGCCGCCCAAUCAGUUCUUCGAUGCCGAGCCCAACAACUCUGGCUUCAGCGACGACUCGCUGCUCGCUGGAAUGAGAGGCAAUGCUGGCCCCGUUGGCAACACGAGCAUCUCGAGCCUGGGCCUGGGCGAUGCCGAUGACGAACUCCUCAUGAAGGCCUUCACGACCGAGGAGGGAAUGGUUCAGUUCGACCGCGACCCAAGCAUGCUCAUGAUGAGCAAGUUUGACGAGGAAUUUGACGACGCAGUCAACAUGUUCACCAACAACGACGACGUCUUCUUUGGUAGCUCAUAG
This is a messenger RNA of Colletotrichum spaethianum, 2388 nucleotides long. RefSeq names its product metallothionein expression activator. The record is from RefSeq and is a predicted model, not a curated record. Gene Ontology annotation, biological process: regulation of transcription by RNA polymerase II. The coding region runs from base 1 to 2388 and encodes 795 amino acids. Gene Ontology annotation, molecular function: DNA-binding transcription factor activity, RNA polymerase II-specific; sequence-specific DNA binding. Gene Ontology annotation, cellular component: nucleus. The transcript has 3 exons. NCBI's taxonomy places the organism in Eukaryota, Fungi, Ascomycota, Sordariomycetes, Glomerellales, Glomerellaceae.